AUUUGUUCAGUUUUUAUCAGAGGAGAUCAAAGAGCAGAGAUCGACGCUAUUCUGUAUUCAUAGACUUGCCAACUUUAGCCUUACAGUUUUCUUACAGAAUGGGUAAUGCAUGUUCCUGCUGCUCAAAUGCCAUUAGUCUUCCUCAGGUUGAAGUUGUGAGCCAUCUUGAUGAAACAAUCUCUUUCAUUGAGAUGCGCUUGGACGCCAUUUUCAUUGACAAGCCGCAAGAGGGCACGUCUGUAUCAGUGGCUACUACUAUUCCAGCUGGAGUGGCUUCUUCCGUCGAGUAUGGAUCCUGCUUCUUGCAGAAUGUAGUUAGACGUGUCAGGAAACAUACUUGCAAGAUAGUGAAAACCAACCACGACAUUCAGAAAGUAGUUAUUUAUAUGCUGAAAGAAGCAGAUCAAGUUCAGUGGGUUGGAGCUGCGCUUGGUGUUGUGGCCUGCGUGUUAGACCAACUUCAAAUGGACAAAAUCUCUACCAAUGCUUGGAACGAAUGCGUUGACAUUUUGUGCUUCAUGUGUGGCGUGGCCAAACACAUUAAGCGACGAAUCGACCACUUAGUCUCAGAAAAGCUGAAUGAUCUGGUUGUUUUCAUUGUAAAAGGAUCCAUUUUCUGUAUCUCACGAAUGCAAUCUACCAAUGUCCCAAGUUCUUAUUCUGCCCUAGUGGACGAGGAGGAGAUCAAGAGUCUUCCAUCCCAAUUGAUCAACAAUUAUCCAGAGCUCGGACAUGAUGAAGAUGACAAGCAGCGUGCUUUUGAUUUGCCUCUUUCAAGUGGCCUGGAUGAAUUAAUGUCUUAUAUUGAGAAAUGUUUGGCAAAAUCCACAGCCACUGACAAGGCAGAAGAGAACACGUCUCCAGUGGCCUCUUCAAUCAAGUAUGGCAGCGACUUGCUGAGGGACGUACUCAAACGCUGUAAAAGAUAUGCUUUCAAGAUUAUGAGUGGUGAAACAAGGAAAGUAGUGAUAGAUGUUGUGAAAGAAGCAUCUCAGAUCCACUGGGUAGCAGCGGGGCUUUCAGUGGUAGCGUUCGUAUUGCAAAAAGUAGACGAUGCUUCCACUAACAAGGAGGAAUGUGUUCAAUUUUUAAAACAUAUGUAUCACCUAGCUACACACAUCAAGCGACUAGACGGACAGAUAUCUCAAGAAAAGCUUCAUGAUGUCGCUGAAUUCAUUUUCAAAGGAUCAUUUUUUUGUGUUUCUCGAAUACAAUCCAGCAACCUCUCCAGGAUUUUCUCUUCCUUGGUGGAUGUCGAGGAGAUAAGGAUGCUUCAAUUGAAGCUGGGUCAGGAUUAUCAAGAUUUGACUUUGGAAGCCCUAACUGAAGCUUUGCUUCGAAUGCCUAAAUCGUUACCUCCUUCACAGGGCAAGAAUCCCGAUACAGUGGGCAUCGAUGAGUCAAUAAAGAACGUAACAAACUUGUUGGGCAUGGACGACGAGAAAGAUGUAUCAACCAGAGCUGUUGUGGUUUAUGGGGUUGGGGGUAUGGGUAAGACGACUUUGGCGAAUGCUGUCUUUAGCUCUCUCGAUCUCAAAGCCUACAAAUACUGCCAUCUCAUCAUCAAACAGGACUGUUCAGAAGAUGAUCUUCAGAAGCUUCAAAAGCAGAUUUUGAAAGACUUGUUCGGCCAAAAUUUGGAGUUGAGGAAUUCUGAAGAGGGUCAUCAACAGAUCUCUAAGGUCUUCAGAGAAGCAGCACAACCUCUAUUUCUGUUUAUAGACAAUGCGCUGAAAGGCGAUGAUCUUGCCAAAAUUCUGCCAGAUGACUUAUCAAGCAUGCCUAAGCGUAGCAGAAUGCUUGUGACCACCAGAAAGCUGGACGAGACUGACAUGCUUGCAGACCAGCCAGAUAUCAUCACACGCCGGGCAUUUCCUAUAAAUUCUCUUCCACACGAAGAGGCAAAGAAGCUAUUGUCAAAAAAAGCUUUCGACAGUCCCUUUGGAACUUUUCACGCAAGUUCGGAUAUCGAUGGCCUGCUGGGAGCCUGUGGUGGCAUACCUUUGGUGUUAAAUCUUGUUGGCACAAGAUUGCGUAAACAUCGUAACGAUCUGUUCGCCUUAAAUAGCACCAUUGAAUCCUUCAAGGAUUCGCUGGGAAAAGGAGAAAGCGAAUUAACUCAAAAAGUAGUGGAUGUGGUGUAUGACAGUUUGCCAGGGGAUCGAUAUAAGGAUGCUUUUCUAGAUAUAGCAGCUUUCUUUUCUUCCUGGAGGCGGCACAUUGUGAGCUAUAUUGUGGGUAACGAUGAGCUGGUGGCGCUGGAAGACGCAGCACUGGUCAAGAUCUCUGAUGACAAAGUAGAACUUCACGAUGUCGUCUUAAAACGAGGAAGAAAAUUGGCAGAAUCGGAUUAUAGAAUAACCGAUAGCCAAUCUCUGGCUGAUAUUAUUGAAGAUACACAGAGACUUGAGAAAGUGAAAGGAAUUUGUCUUCCAUAUAUAUCCUACCUUGAACCGAAAUUCCAACUUCAGGCAGAACAUCUGGAUAAGAUGCACAAGUGUUUAAAAAUUUUGUUUCUUAGAGGGAAAAUAAAAGUCAAUGGAACAUGCUCCAGAAAAUUUGAAAAUCUUAGGUAUCUGACAGUUGAUGAUCAAGAUUGUUCACCGAUGGAGUUAAAGAAGCUUCCGAGGCUGUCAAUUUUCGAGGGCUGCUUAAGGAGUGAGGCUUUGCCUCAUUCUUUGCGUUGCCUAAAACUGUACAGUUUUAUAGAGCUCACUUCCUUGCCUAAUACGUUUGGUCAACUGAUCAAUUUGGAGCAGUUGACUUUAAGUAACUGUCUAGAGCUGUCUAGUUUAUCUGAUAAUUUUGGACAGUUAAAAUCUUUGCUUGAUCUGAAAAUUAAGAACUGCAGAAGUUUGGAGAGGCUUAGUGAUACCUUUGGUCAACUGAGCAAUUUAAGGCAGUUGAGGAUAUCAGAUUGUGAAAGCCUGUCUAGUCUUUCUGAUGAUUUUGGACAGUUAAAGUCUUUGCUUUAUCUGACAAUUUUUAAGUGCGAAAGUUUGGAGAGGCUUAGUGAUACCUUUGGUCAACUGAGCAAUUUAAGGGAGUUGUGGAUAUCAGAUUGUGAAAGCUUGUCUAGUCUUUCUGAUGAUUUUGGACAGUUAAAGUCUUUGCUUGAUCUGCGAAUUGACGACUGCGAAAGUUUGGAGAGGCUUAGUGAUACCUUUGGUCAACUGAGCAAUUUAAGGGAGUUGAGGAUAUCAGAUUGUGAAAGCCUGUCUAGUCUUUCUGAUGAUUUUGGACAGUUAAAGUCUUUGCUUGAUCUGACAAUUUUUAAGUGCGAAAGUUUGGAGAGGCUUAGUGAUACCUUUGGUCAACUGAGCAAUUUAAGGCAGUUGAUGAUAUCAGGUUGUCCAAGCCUGUCUAGUCUUUCUGAUGAUUUUGGAUCGUUGGCAUCUGUGAGAAUAAUAGACGCAUCAGGGUGUCCUUUAUUGGAAGGAAAGGUAGUUGACCAGAUGAUUGAGCUGAAGAGCUUGAUGCUUUUAAAUAUCUGGGGAAGCCAACAGAUGAUAAACCGUUGGAACAAAAUAAAGGACGGGCAUCCUCAAUGUGUAGGGACGGGAAGGAGGGGGAUGGUGUUUAAAUCCCAUGCAGGUCUUUCAAAAAAGGACUCAAAGAAGUUUCUGUGUUGGAAGGCUUUAGGCAGUGCUGACAAGUUUUUUGACAAAAGCCUAGCUAUUGAUGGUCUUCUGAGAAUAUGCGGCGGCAAUCCUUCGGUGCUGGAGAUGAUAGCCUCAAAAUUGCGUAAACAUGGCAACGAUGUCCGCGCUUGUGAAAGCACCAUUGAAUUUUUUAAGGGUACCCUAGCAAAAGGAAAGGGGGAUUUAAGUAAAAAAGUAUUCGAUAUGGUCUACAAUACUCUGCAAGAAAAUAUGUACAAAGAUGCAUUUCUAGAUAUAGCAGCAUUUUUCUAUAACUGGCCUGAAAGGACUGUGGGUUACAUUGUUGACGAGGUGGCGCUUAAAGCCAUAGAAGAGGCAGCCCUGGUGCAGAUAUCCGAGGCAGGGAGAGUGAUUGCCUACGACAUCGUUCAAGCGCGCGGGAGGAAGUUGUCAAAAGCGGAUAGAAUAACUAAUCCUCAAUCCCUCCACAGUGCUCUGCAAGAUAAACAGAGACUUGAGAAAUUGAAAGGAAUUCAUCUUCAACAGAAAUAUGUUGAUUUUGAUCCGGAAUUCCCACUUACGGCAGAACAUCUGGAUAAGACGCAUCAGUGUCUAAGAGUCUUGAUUCUUAAUAUAGGAAAAAAAGUCACUGGAGCAUGCACCAAGCAAUUUGUAAAUCUAAGGUAUCUAAAAAUUAAUAAUGGAUAUUGCUCACCGAUGGAGUUAAACAAGCUUCCGAGGCUGGCAAUUUUUGAGGGUCGCAUAAGAAGUGACGACAGUUUUCGCGACUUACCCCAUUCUUUGCGUAGAUUGAAGGUGGACGCUUUAAAAUCCCGUGAGUUGGAUGAAAGUUUUGGUAAACUGUCUCGUCUGGAAGAGCUGGAUAUAUCUCAAAAUGAGCAUUAUAUGAAGAGGCUUCCACAGAGCUUUGGUCAACUAAAAUCUCUUCGUUGCCUAAAAUUGUGCAGUUUUAGAGAGCUCACUUCCUUGCCCGAUACCUUUGGUCAACUGAGCAAUUUGGAGGAGUUGAAUUUAAGUGAUUGUACAAACCUGUCUAGUCUCUCUGACAAUUUUGGCAAACUGAGCAACUUGAAGAGGUUGAAAAUAAUAAACUGCAAAAACUUGCCUAAUCUUCCUGAUGGUUUUGGUCAACUGAACAAAUUGAAGAAGUUAGUUAUAACAAAUUGUACAAACUUGGCUAGUCUUUGUGAUAGUCUUGGUCAACUGAGCAACUUGAAGAAGUUGGUUAUAGUGAAUUGUACAAACUUGUCUAGUCUUUGUUCUAGGUUUGGGCAGCUGAAGUCUUUGGAAUAUCUGAGAAUUCGUGGUUGCCGAAGUCUACAGAGGCUCAGUGAUGAUUUCGGAUCAUUGACAUGUGUGGCUGCAAUAGAGGCAUCAGGGUGUCCUGCGUUGGAAGCAAAAGAAAUGGACCGGGUGAUUCAGUUGGAGAGCUUGAUGGUGUUAAAUAUCUGUGAAAGCCAACUAAUGAUAAAGCGUUGGGAAGAAAUAAAGGAGGGACACUCUCUAACUGUACGGACAGAAACAAACAGAUACAAUCCGCUUAUACAUUCAGUGUCAAGGGCAUUAUUUGGCAGGCAGAGCAGAUUUCUGAAUGCUGAUGGAGUGGUGAGAGAGUGGUCGUCCACCUUCCUGGCGGGUGAAGAAAAAAUUGCUUUGCUGGUGACAUGUUGUGAUCUAUGUUCCUCGGCAAAUGAGAAGGCUUGUCAGAUGGUGAAGGAGAAAAUAGAGGAGCUUUCUUUUAAAGAUUUGAACCACAUAAUGUAUGUGGGAUUAAUUGAGCAAAGUGAGGAAAGUAUUCGCCAGACUCUCCGCCAAUUAUGUCAGGGCAUUGAGGGUGGUGAUUCUCUUUCUCUUUGUGCUUGGAUUCCUUCCCACUACAAAUGGAAGCGAUUAUUUGGCUUUUCUGCAUGCUGCAUGGCGUUGAGGCCUAUGGAAUCAUGGCGAGUACAUACCUUUAUUGCCGAGGCACAAAUCUCGUCUAGCGAGCAAGGCAAUCCACAAGUGGAAUACUUGGAGCAAAUUUUUCCCGAGGACGAGGACGAAGACGAGGACGAGAACGAGGACGAAGACGAGGACGUGGACGUGGACGUGGACGAGGACGAGGACGAGGACGUGGACUUUACCGAAGACGUGGACGAGGAUGAAGACGUGGACGAGGAUAAGGACGAGGACAAUAAGGAUGAGGACGAGGAAGGAGCAAUGACAGAUUUGGGAGGUGGCUUCUCCAGUCUAUAUUCGCAGUUGCAGAAAACUUUUAUCUUCUCCAUUCUCUAA
Messenger RNA from Cryptomeria japonica (Japanese cedar), 5897 nucleotides. RefSeq lists its product as uncharacterized. The transcript is spliced from 14 exons. NCBI's taxonomy places the organism in Eukaryota, Viridiplantae, Streptophyta, Pinopsida, Cupressales, Cupressaceae. Gene Ontology annotation, biological process: defense response to fungus. Gene Ontology annotation, molecular function: ADP binding; ATP hydrolysis activity. Bases 99 to 5897 code for a protein of 1932 amino acids. The record is from RefSeq and is a predicted model, not a curated record.